UAUUUACAUACUUCCUUGACUGGCAGUGGUGGUGUUGCCCUUUGCACAUCUCAGACGGAAAGGGCAGCCGUGCUCCAACAUUGACACAAUUGAUAUGUUUGCAGAGACAGGAGAGAGAGAAAGAUAGAAGGCAGGUGGAUAAGCAGAGGUUUAUGAAUCAGGUUUAUACUCUGUCAGCGGGGGCAGACAGUUUAGAGUGAGAGAGUGAGAGAUAGAGAUCCUGGAGGGGAAUCAAAAGGCAGCAAAGUCAUACAGAGGAUAGAUUACAGAGCUUUGUGUAAACUAUCUGUGUCAUCGCAGGGCUUCACAACAGACAUGGAAUUCAUAUUUCUGUACUCCGUGUGCCAGUGCAUCCUAUCUGUAUCUGUAAUUGUGGUGAGCGUGAGGUUGUGCAUGGCAGUCAGCGGCGGCGGUGCAGUGGCUGAUGUCCAGGAGGGAACCAAAAGAGACAGGCCCCAACCAGGGAGCGUCUCGAACUGUCUCCGGCUGUGCCUGGGCUGGGUGGGCGCUGUCGGGGGUGCAGUCGGGGUUCCUGUGAACGUGUUGCUCAACCUGCGAACCCCGCAGUGUCUCUACACCUGCAUAACCUUGGUGUGUUGCCCCCUGCUGGUCAGGCAGUUCACCAUGUUCCUGUUAAUGAUCCUCACACUGGAUGCCCACCUACAGCACCACUUGGCAGAGAGGUACUCUUUGGUGGUGACCCGUCAGCGAGCUCUGUGUGUGGUUCUGCUGUGCUGGGUGGGCUCCGUCCUGUCCUCCUUCGCCCAGUUCAUCGGCUCCGACCUCCUCGACACCUGGAGAAGUGGCGGGACCGAUCCGGGCACGGCCGGCCUCGGGUUGGAUGGCAACUGGACGACCUCUUCCCCGCCCCCUAAGUACCACCACGACGACCGCAAGGUCAUUGGGAAGUACCUUCCAUACGGAGGCUUCCUGUCCAAGUUUUACGUGGAGGACAUGCACAACUUCACCUACGCUGAGAUUCACAGCAGCCACUGGUUUGUGUGCGCCCCCGACACCAUCCUCAGUCCCCAGUUUCUAGUCUAUAUCCACGGGAUGUCUGUGUUCAUGCUCCCCUUGCUUUGCCUGCUGGUCGUUUACCUAGACCUGCUAUGCAACAAGCCCAGGAAGACUCCUUUUAGUCCCGCAGACCCCCCUAAACAUGACUCCUCUCGAGUCCGUUCCCUGGCUCUGUCCCUCUCCCUGUUAGUUCUGCUGUGCCUGCCGCUCCACAUCGUCCAUGCCCUCGUCCUUUUCACCCCCAACACCAAUCUUCCUGCCUGGGCUCAUGCGGUCGCCAUGUUCCUCUUCCAGCUGUACAGCCUCGUGCUCCAGAUCCUCUUCACUCCUAAGAAACAAGCCGGGGAAGAACGGGCAUCCUUUCCCCUCUCCGUUGCCCACCUUACACCUCCAGUAGCCCCGUCCAGAGGAAAAUCCGUCCGCAUGGCGCUGUGUGAGGCAGUGCAGGCAGCUCCAUGGUCUUCAGCCAAACACUCCCUCAAAGCCAAAGUGUGCCCAGAGGUCUGAAUUCUGGGCUGUUGUAUUAUGUGUAAACAUUUCAUCUUCAAGCAGUUAAAUUAAUGUUCCUUCAAUGUUUUUGUGUGCAUGAGAAAAAAAGCUUGUGUUUGAAACAAACAGCUUGUGCACUAAAAAAUAAUAAAUACGGCAUAUUCCUGUUUGUUGUCGGGUCUGUUAACUAAUCAGCAACCUUGUGCACAGACGCUGUGAACAACUCGCAAAUGAAAAGGCCAGUUAAUUAUCAGGUCCCACACCAAAUGUCAGUGAGAAAAUUAAGUCUCCAGAUGAUGACUACUAUCCUGAUCACAGAUGUCUGUUUUCUUUGACUGCUCUUCCUAUGGGUCUUAUUCUAAGCCCGCUCUAAGUCUCUGCUAAGCCAACCACCAGUAAUGUAGAUGUGUGAGCGACAGCGUUUAAUUAAACAUUCAGUAAAAAUGCGGUCCAGAGAGGACGCAGCGUCACAGGGAAAACAUCAUUAACCUGGUUAUGACACAAUCGUCUUGGCUGUUUUGAUUAAACUUGUAAAUACGACAUGAUGCUCUCGUGAAAAUAAAAAGUGGGCUUGCUCGCAC
Messenger RNA from Sebastes umbrosus (honeycomb rockfish), 2087 nucleotides. Its product is annotated as adenosine receptor A1-like. The record is from RefSeq and is a predicted model, not a curated record. Lineage: Eukaryota; Metazoa; Chordata; Actinopteri; Perciformes; Sebastidae. Gene Ontology annotation, cellular component: membrane. Gene Ontology annotation, molecular function: G protein-coupled receptor activity. Bases 316 to 1524 code for a protein of 402 amino acids. Gene Ontology annotation, biological process: G protein-coupled receptor signaling pathway. The transcript has 3 exons.